AUGAAUAUCAAGAUUGAAUUUGAGAGGAUUUUUUCUAAUGUCAAGAGCUUCAUUCAAGAUGUGCAAAAACUAGUUGAUUUGGAGCCUAAAGCAUUGUGUGUCCUAGACUUGUACAAUGGAGUCCUCAUGAGGUAUGUCAAGGCCUCAAGUGCUUUCUUGGGCAAACAAGAAGAUGGUGUAGACUUUGAUAUCACUUAUUAUCGUAGCAAAGACCCAAUGACCCCUAGGCUUUAUGAAGACAUACUUGAGGAGGUGGAGCAGCUUGGCUUGUUCAAAUACGAAGGGUUGCCCCAUUGGGGCAAGAAUCGAAACGUAGCGCUUGAUGGUGUAAUCAAAAAAUACAAGAAUGUUGGAGAGUUCUUGAAGGUGAAGGCGAGGUAUGAUCCAUUAGGGAUUUUCUCUAGCAAUUGGACAGACCAAUUACUUGGAUUGAAAAAUGGAGUGACAAUGGUCCAUGAGGUUUGUGCUCUAGAAGAGUUGUGUGUAUGCUCUCAAGAUGUUCAUUGUGCCCCAAGUAAAGGCUACUAUUGUCGACCGGGAAGAGUUUACAAGGACGCAACAGUUUGUACCAAGUUAAGUUAA
This is a messenger RNA of Camellia sinensis, 582 nucleotides long. Lineage: Eukaryota; Viridiplantae; Streptophyta; Magnoliopsida; Ericales; Theaceae. The record is from RefSeq and is a predicted model, not a curated record.